This is a messenger RNA of Zonotrichia albicollis (white-throated sparrow), 2664 nucleotides long. The record is from RefSeq and is a predicted model, not a curated record. NCBI's taxonomy places the organism in Eukaryota, Metazoa, Chordata, Aves, Passeriformes, Passerellidae.
CAGCUCCUUUGUGGCUCCGGGCAGGUCACGGCCGCCGUAUCCCACCGUGGCACCCUCGGUCUGUGAAAUUCCCGGUGAUUGCACUUUGUAAGAGCAGCAAGGAGGCUGAGACGGCUUUCCUGAGCGUUUACACUCAAUUGCUCGGAGCUCCAGGACGGCAAAGCCAAAGCGCCCGGCACAGAGCCCCCGCUGCAGAGACAUGAGGCAGACAAGCAAAAGGGCCUGCAGGAAGCUCAGGUCACCUUGGCCGCUCGGCUGGGGGAGGCAGAGGAGAAGAUCAAAGUGCUCCACGCAGCGCUGAAGGCCACGCAGACGGAGCUGCUGGAGCUGCGCUGUAAAUACGACGAGGAAGCGGCGUCCAAGGCGGAUGAAGUGGCCAUGAUCAUGACCAACCUUGAGAAAGCCAACCAGCGGGCGGAGGCGGCGCAGAGGGAAGUGGAGAGUUUGAGGGAGCAGCUGGCGGCCGUCAACAGCUCCCUGCGCCUGGCCUGCUGCUCCCCGACGGGCACCACGGGGCAGGACAAAGUGAACUAUUCCAUGUGCUCAGGGUCGAGGUUGGAGGCAGCUCUGGCUGCCAAGGACCGGGAGAUCCUGCGGCUGCUGAAGGACGUGCAGCACCUCCAGAGCUCUCUGCAGGAGCUGGAGGAGUCCUCUGCCACCCAGAUCGCUGAGCUGGAGGGACAGCUGGCCGCCAAGAACGAGGCCAUCGAGAAGCUGGAGGAGAAGCUGCAGGCACAGGCUGACUAUGAGGAGAUCAAAACCGAGCUGAGCAUCCUGAAGGCGAUGAAGGUGGCCUCUGUGAAGGAGCAGCUGCUGAAGCACAACAUUGGGCAGAGGGUCUUCGGGCACUACGUGCUGGGGCUGUCGCAGGGCUCCGUCAGCGAGAUCCUGGCGCGGCCCAAGCCCUGGCACAAGCUGACGGUGAAGGGCAAGGAGCCGUUCAUCAAGAUGAAGCAGUUCCUGUCCGACGAGCAGAACGUGCUGGCCCUGAGGACUAUCCAGGUGCGCCAGAGAGGUAGCAUCACGCCACGGAUCAGGACACCGGAGACCGGCUCUGACGACGCCAUCAAAAGCAUCCUGGAGCAGGCAAAAAAGGAGAUUGAGUCGCAGAAGGGAGGGGAGCCCAAAACACCAUCAGCAUCACAGGCAGUGGCCAACGGGGCGGGCAGCAGCAGCUCGGAGGACGCCAUCAAGAGCAUCCUGGAGCAGGCGCGGCGGGAGAUGCAGGCGCAGCAGCAGGCGCUGCUGGACAUGGAGUCGGGGCCCGGCGGGCAUGGAGGGGACACGGCGCCCUCCGAGCGCUCCACGCUGGGCACCGUCAGCCAGAACAUCACCCCCGCCCUGGUCAAGCAGGAGGAGGCCAGCGGGGCCAGCCCUGGCCCGCCGCAGACGCCCCUGGCCGUGCUCUCCCCCGCCGCCUUCGUCCAGAGCAUCAUCCGCAAGGUGAAGUCGGAGAUCGGCGAUGCCGGCUCCUACUUCGACCAGCACUGGGCGUCGGAGCGCAGCCUGCUCAGCCGGCCCUACACCUCCGUGUCGCCCUCGCUGUCCUCCUCCUCCUCCAGCUACUCCAGCAUGGCCAACGGCCGGGGCUGGCCGCGGGGGGAGCCCGGUGAGGGCGGCACCAACGAGGACGAGCUGCAGCCGGCGGAUGAGGAGCCCCAGCGGCUGUCGGAGAUGAAGGCGGAGGGAGCCGGAGCGGAGCCGGCGGCCGGUGGGCGUCUGUCCUACUACCCCACGUACGUGCCACGGACCCUGAAACCCACGGUGCCGCCACUGACGCCGGAGCAGUAUGAGAUGUACAUGUACAGGGAGGUGGACACGCUGGAGCUGACCCGGCAGGUCAAGGAGAAGUUGGCCAAGAACGGCAUCUGCCAGAGGAUCUUUGGAGAGAAGGUGCUGGGACUGUCCCAGGGCAGUGUGAGUGACAUGCUGUCGCGGCCCAAACCGUGGAGCAAGCUGACACAGAAGGGUCGGGAGCCCUUCAUCCGCAUGCAGCUCUGGCUGACAGACCAGCUGGGCCAGGGGAUCAGCCAGCAGCCCACACCCUCCCAGGCCAGCCCGGCGGAGCCCCAGCCGUCCCCCUCGCCGCCCCCCAGCCCCUCCGAGCACGAGAAGGGCUGCCAGGAGCCCCUCACCCUGGCCUUGGAGAGCAGCAAGGAGAACCAGCAGCCCGAGAGCCGCUCGACGCCUGCGCUGGGCGGGAAGAUGUAUCCCAACAGCCAGGGCCCCAUGGGCAUCCAGGAGAUCGUCGCCAUGUCCCCCGAGCUGGACACCUACUCCAUCACCAAGAAGGUCAAGGAGGUCCUGACAGACAACAAUUUAGGCCAGCGGCUGUUUGGGGAGAGCAUCCUGGGCCUGACGCAGGGCUCGGUGUCCGAUCUCCUCUCCAGGCCCAAGCCGUGGCACAAGCUGAGCCUGAAGGGGAGGGAGCCCUUCGUGCGCAUGCAGCUCUGGCUCAAUGACCCCCACAAUGUGGAGAAGCUGCGCGACAUGAAGAAGCUGGAGAAGAAGGCCUACCUGAAGCGCCGGUACGGGCUGAUGAGCGCUGGCUCGGACAGCGAGUCCCCCAGCGNCAGCGAGGAAUUCGUGCUGGAGCUCUUCGACCCGCCCAAGCCAGAGCUGGCAAACCCAGGUUUGUCAGCUUUGGGGCUGUUCCUCAGCUGA